UGCGCAGGGGCGGCGGCGCGGGGACGCGCGGUGACCGUUGGCGCUGAGGGGAGGAGGCAGCAGCCGCCGCCGCCGCCGUUGCGCAGAUCCGGGCCGCGGCUGAGGGGAGGGCGACGGGGCAGGUGACCUUCCGGAGGCGGGAGCGAGCGAGGAGGCCCGGGGACGCCGAGCGCCGCCGCCGCCGCCAUGAACAACUCGGGCGCCGACGAGAUCGGAAAGCUCUUCGUGGGCGGCCUGGACUGGAGCACGACGCAAGAGACUCUGCGCAGCUACUUUUCCCAGUAUGGAGAAGUCGUCGACUGUGUUAUCAUGAAGGAUAAAACCACCAACCAGUCUCGAGGUUUUGGGUUUGUUAAAUUUAAGGAUCCAAACUGCGUGGGGACGGUACUUGCCAGCAGACCGCAUACACUGGACGGCCGAAAUAUUGAUCCAAAGCCAUGCACGCCACGGGGGAUGCAGCCAGAAAGGGCCCGGCCCAAGGAAGGAUGGCAGAAAGGACCCAGGAGUGAUAACAGUAAAUCAAAUAAAAUCUUUGUCGGUGGAAUUCCUCACAAUUGUGGUGAGACAGAGCUCAGGGAAUACUUCAAGAAAUUUGGAGUGGUCACUGAAGUGGUCAUGAUCUAUGACGCGGAGAAGCAGCGGCCUCGAGGUUUUGGAUUUAUUACUUUCGAGGACGAACAAUCAGUGGACCAGGCUGUCAACAUGCAUUUUCACGACAUCAUGGGCAAAAAAGUGGAAGUUAAACGGGCAGAGCCUCGGGACAGCAGGAGCCAAGCGUCGGGACAGCCGGGAGCCAGCCAGUGGGGCAGCCGCAUCGUGCCAAACGCAGCCAACGGCUGGGCUGGCCAGCCCCCGCCCACGUGGCAGCAGGGCUACGGCCCCCAGGGAAUGUGGGUGCCAGCGGGACAGGCCAUUGGUGGCUACGGGCCGCCCCCGGCGGGCAGAGGAGCCCCCCCGCCGCCCCCGCCCUUCGCCUCCUACAUCGUGUCCACUCCUCCCGGAGGGUUCCCGCCCCCACAGGGCUUCCCGCAGGGCUACGGCGCUCCCCCGCAGUUCAGUUUCGGCUAUGGGCCUCCACCGCCACCGCCCGACCAGUUUGCCCCCCCAGGGGUCCCUCCUCCCCCCGCCACGCCGGGGCCAGCUCCUCUGGCCUUCCCACCACCCCCAUCGCAGGCUGCCCCGGACAUGAGCAAGCCCCCGGCCACCCAGCCCGAAUUCCCCUACAGCCAGUAUGGGUACGGCCAGGACUUGAGCGGCUUCGGCCAGGGCUUCUCAGACCCCAGCCAGCAGCCCCCGUCCUACGGGGGGCCCUCGGUGCCGGGCUCGGGCGGCCCCCCUGCCGGCGGCAGUGGCUUUGGACGAGGUCAGAACCACAACGUGCAAGGAUUCCACCCUUACCGACGCUAGCCGGCGCGCCGGGCUGCCACGCCGACUGGGCUCCAGGGAGGCCGCGGACGCCACACUCGAGAACUCGUGACAAUCACACACGUUGACAGAGAAGAACCCAUGAAAGCGUUGGGGGGCGGGGGGCGGGGCCGGAGGCUUUUGGAGGUGCGGCUGUGGGUGUUUGGACUGAAGUUUUUAAAGAUAUUUCUCUCUCUAACCCAUCAGCACAAUAAAAAAAGAAGUCACUGGUUCAAACAACAGGGUUUUAAAAAAAAGUCUUCAGCUUUAAUUCAAAACUUCAGGUUUCUUUUUUUCCUUCUUUAUUUUAUUUUAUUUUUUUUUUUUGAAAUUAUUUUCCUGAGCCUUUUGGUUUACCGUAUAUUGUAAACUUUUAUGUUUAAAGAAAAAAAUAUACAUUUACAAAUUGUGAGAUUUUUAAGAGAAAUUUUCUACGAUGUAUACUGGCUUAUUUUUUAAUUUAAAACACGGUUUCCGUCGGCACUGGUGGAAGCGGGUGUCUUGCACCCUCUCUCCCAGCCCCGGCUUUGGGGUUGGGACUCAUUGGCCCAGAAACUCUGGGAGCUUGAAGAAAUCUACUGAGUGCGUUUCUGUUUUCUGUUGAUUCCUUGCUUUUGUCGGCUGGCUUGCCUGGCGGUGCUGCAGGUGGCUGAGGGGCCGCGGGGACCCCUGCCAGUGGCCGGGCCUCGUGGCAGCAGCUCCCCCGUGGGCAUGGGCCUGGCCCUGGUCUGAAUAAAGAGAAGUGUGUUUGGAUUAGAAA
This is a messenger RNA of Choloepus didactylus (southern two-toed sloth), 2164 nucleotides long. RefSeq names its product DAZ associated protein 1 (gene DAZAP1). Gene Ontology annotation, biological process: spermatogenesis; positive regulation of mRNA splicing, via spliceosome. The transcript is spliced from 12 exons. The record is from RefSeq and is a predicted model, not a curated record. Gene Ontology annotation, molecular function: mRNA 3'-UTR binding; poly(U) RNA binding; poly(G) binding. Gene Ontology annotation, cellular component: cytoplasm. Lineage: Eukaryota; Metazoa; Chordata; Mammalia; Pilosa; Megalonychidae. The coding region runs from base 187 to 1407 and encodes 406 amino acids.